Molecule: messenger RNA, 5087 nt
Organism: Pseudopodoces humilis (Tibetan ground-tit)
Lineage: Eukaryota; Metazoa; Chordata; Aves; Passeriformes; Paridae
Gene: ICE2
Product: interactor of little elongation complex ELL subunit 2
Biological process (GO): snRNA transcription by RNA polymerase II; snRNA transcription by RNA polymerase III; positive regulation of transcription by RNA polymerase III
Cellular component (GO): transcription elongation factor complex
Source: RefSeq, a predicted model, not a curated record
GCGGUGGUGAGACGGGGAACCGCGAAGUUGCUGCCCUGAGGGCUUUGUUAAGAUGGCGGCCGCGGGGCCGCCGCUGAAAUGGGAUAUUCCAGCAAAAAAUGGCCAAGAAGUAUUUUUUUCCCAUGAACUUUAUGAAAAAUAUUCCUUGUCUCUGAGCCUCUCUGAACUCUGGCAUUUAUCAAAAAGAGAGGCAAAGAAAAAUGUGGAGGCGUUGGCAAACCCUUCAGUAAACAGACAGACUUGUAGCCUGCAGGCUGCAGAGUCACUUGAGGUGGACACUAAAAGCCCAGCUAAUGACCAUCCUCUUCCAGAGCCCAGACUCCCCUAUCCAUUUACCUCUUGUUUGACUGAGAAGGAGCAGAAAACAUACUUAUAUCUGAUGACUAAGUUCUCAAAAAAAAGAAACCAUUUCCAAGUUACUGCAGAAAGUCAAAGGGAAUUUUUCACAUACAUGCAAAUGAAAGAAGUAGUAAACAAUGAAAUUGCAGAAUUUAUGAAGUUUGCCCAAAACGCUGCAAAGAGCUGCGCCCAAGAUUAUGAUGCCAUCUCUGAAGAUGCCCUGUGUUAUACUGAGGAAUUGCUACGUGCGUGUAUUGGACAUGUGCAGAAGUAUCCAGAGUUUUACACCCUGCAGGAGAUCACGAGUAUCAUGGGAGGAAAGUUUCAUACACAGCUGACCUUUAGGCUGGAAAAAAAUCUUCUUGCAAUGGGUACAGCAAGACGUGGUCAAACAGAUUUCUCUUCCAUGCCUGUUCAGCUGCCCACAGAUUAUAGCACUGUUGCAUCUAUUAUAACCCCAGAAAAAAAGGCUCAUGUUAUGCAUAAUGAUAUUAGUUCAGAUUCAAAUGCAGAAAAACUUGCUUUGAAAUACUGUCCUCAAGUUGUUUUAAGUAAUCAGUCGUUAUUUACUUUACUGAAUAAUCAUGGACUAAACUACAAGGAACAAUGGGAAAUUCCAGUUUGUGUUAAAAUGAUCACUGUUGCAGGUAGCAAAUCAGCCAAAGUGGCUUAUGUUGAUCCACCUCUGAUGAGAAAAGAAAUGACAGUAAGAGAGAGGAAUCAAAUCUUCCAUGAAAUUCCAAUGGAUUUCCUAGCAACUAAAACAUCUUAUGUUUCAAUUUCUGAUGUAUCAAUGGACAAACCAGCUGAGGACAACCUGUUUCAGUGGAAUGUGUGUUCUGAUACCUACCAGUGCAGGACAAUUCCUCCUCCAGAUGACACAGGAAUGGACUUCAAUGUUGAUGUUACAGAGCUUGAAACUUUUGGAGCAGCUACCAAACUCUCAAGAACUUGUAAAAUGGAAAGUACUUUUCCUGCAGCUAGUAACACUGCUAAUGAUUUAUCUCAUGGCUUAAAAACGGGGGGGAAGAAUUCAUCUGCCAUAAACAGCAGAGAUGCAGAGGAGAAAAUCACCCUUUCUGAGCAAGAAGGUUCAGCGUGUGCCAGCAUGCAGCUUCCAUCAUUAGAUGGCACUCCAUGCUUCAGGCCUCAAGAACGUUCUCCUUGUAAAAGCUUUCAGUCAGUGGAGGUAGGACUGAACAAAGCACAGGAUGUCAUGACCAAGGAAGUACUGGACAAUGAAACAAAAUUAAAUUCUCUGUCUGUUGCUGUGAGUUCUGAGAAAGAGCCUGAUGCUGCACAGAGAAAAGAGACUUACAGUUCUUCAUGCAGUAGUGACACAGAUGAAGAGCGUUUGGUGAUUGAUUCAGAGUGUACAACCACUGCUUGUUGGAAACCAGCUGUACCAACCACUGUUUCUUGUACCUCAGCAGAGACUGUCAGAUCUCCUUCCCCUACCCAGAGUCCUUUAGCAAGCAUCACUGACUGCUCAGAUACCAUGGAUCAGAGGAAAAAAGCCUCCAAGAAACCUUCAAGAAAGUUAUCCAAAGAAUUGGAUCCUGUUGGGCAAAUUUUGGAAAUGCAGACUGAACUUCUCAAGUCCCCUUCCCAAAAAGCUUAUGAGCCAGUGGUGAGCUGUGACAAUUCUAAUGCUGUGCCAGCCCAGCUGCCUCAGUCCCCAAAAACACUGGUGACCUCCAGCAGAGAAACUGUGCCAGCCCCAACCUCCAAUCCCACCCGCUCCUCUAGAAAUACCUGGACAUGGCUUUUUGAGGGAGUGCCAAAGAGAAAUCUGUCAAGUGAACUUCAGCUGCUUGAAGAAGACCCUUCAGAGUAUCAAGCACCUGAGGAAGGCAACGUUGUUUACAAGCUCUUCAGUUUGAAUGAUCUGUUGUUACUUGUGCGUUGCAGUGUGCAGAAAGUCAAGUCACUGACACAAUACCAGAAAAAAAAUAAAGCCCAAAAGCUGACUCCCAUAUUCCUGUUGCCAAAACUAGAAUACCAAGCCUACUACGGUGUCGAAGCUCUUACAGAAAGUGAAGUGUGCCAGCUGUGGACACAGAGUAUGCUGCAUUCUAAAUGCUUAUUUUAUAUUGGACAUAUUGAUGCUUUUACAUCAAAGCUUAUUAUGCUAGAAAAGGUUUCUCAAGAAACUUUAAGAGAAAAACUUGGAUUGAUUAAGCCUGCAAAUUCAUUAAAUAUACUUCAUCAUGUUUUGAAAAAGGUGUCUGAUUUAGAGGAAGGUUCUUAUUUAUUGACUCAUGCUGCAGGAGAUUCAUCAGUUGCAAUUUACAAAAGUUCUCUUGACAAGAGCACAAGAUCAUCCUAUAACUUGCACAAAGCUCACUGUGAUCUGCCUGCUGUACCUGCUACUCUCUCAGUCCCAUGGGUUCCACUAGAUCCCAGCCUCCCUUUGCCUUACCACAUAAAUCAUGGAAGAGUUCCAUGCACCUUUCCACCUGCACCCCGGGAAGGGUGGAAACAGAAGAUGACUGGGGUGACAGGACAAUCGGACACACCCCAAGAGGGAAAGCCAGUAUCUAUGGAAACAAAAGGCAAGCCAGCUAAGCCUGUUAGAAAUGAAGGUGUGGCUCCAAAGAAGCUAAGGAAGAAUUUCUGCAAGCAAAGAAAAGUGAAGAAAAAGUGGAAAACUAAAUUCAACAAAAUGCAACUGUAGCAGGAAUAAGCCUGAAGAACAAGAGGACACAAAAAAUCUGAGGUUUCUUGAGGCUUCAGAGGAACCAGGAUGAGCUGGCAGGGGAAAUGGCUCCAAUAGCUGAAGCAUUCUCUAAACCUUUAACCCUUUGGUACCUCAGGGGACAUGUUUCUAGUGAAAAUCUCAAAAUCAGUCAGAGAAAAAAAGGAUGUGGCUGCAGCCACUUGGCUGGUUAUAAGGAACAGUGUGUCUUCUGUUGGUCUGGUGAUUUUUGUAGAAAAACUGCAUCUUGAAGAGUUGAAAAGUGAAGAAGCAGUGGCUGACAACAACCUCUAAUGCCGUGUAACGAGGAAAAUAGUUUUUCAGCUUUCCCAGUUCUUCAGAUUCACUAUGGAUUUUUGUUCUUGUAUAUUUUAAAGAUAUAUUUUACUUUGUGCAUUGUGUAUUGAGGGAACAACUUGGAUUUAAUUAUUUAGCUUUUUCAACAUGUGGUGUCUACUGGCUUUUAAAUAACUUACAAAAAUAUAUUUUUAUUUUCAGAAUAGUGCAACAAAUGAAGGACAAAAGCUGUGUUUAUUUGAAUAGUAAGGGCCAUAAAUUUGCUUUGAGGAACUUAGAAGUACAGCUAAACAAGUAAAAUAAUAACAGCAGGGCUGUAUUUUUGCAUGUUUAAACUGCUAUCACAAAAAGCAGAGGUCUUAAAGGUGUUCUUCCAAGUCUUGUUUGGACUGAGGAAGUUACCACACCUGAUCAAGCAUUCUGUUCACUGGGACUUGAUAGGACAUGUUUUAAUGUCGUAAGGGUAAAAAUAAAAAAGAAAUUGUUUACUGAAGUAUACCUGAUAAAAAAUCCUGGAGGUAGGGAUUUUUUUGAAAUCAGGCCUCAGUAAUCAAUGUAUAUUAAAAUCUUCUGUGUGAAAUACAAAGCAUUUUGUAAUGUGGCUUUUUUCCAACUGUUAGAUGUAUUUAUUCGGUUAUUCAGUUUAUUCUUUUUUCUGGAACUCUGCUUGUUUUGUCUGCAGUAUUAAGCUAUUGACAAGCUGAACUUGUGUUUGCAAUUUACAAAUAGUUCUGAUUCAAAAUCCUAAAUGCUCUUAAUGACUUCUCAUAGUAUGAAUACUUUAGCUGUGAGUUAUUUUUCGCAGAUAACUGAUUCUGUCUGGAAGAUUCAAGGCAGUUUUCAGUUUGUGUAUAUAAAACUUUUUGCCAGACUUGUAUGGAAUUUGGUUUCCCAAUGCAGUUUCACGAGGUAGAAAUGUAUGGUCUGUUUGUUCAUCUGUCUCUCUGCCUGUUACAUUACACUGGUAUUUUACUAAUUAUAGGAUACUAAUUGUAGAACUGCAAUGGAGCAGCCUGUGCUGCUGCUCAGCAUUGUUGCAUUGCGGGUGUGAGACUUCAUGUGUGCUAAGGCUCCUGCAAUUCUUGUUGGCCUGAUCAUGCAGGUUGUCCAAGUCUCUCUGGACAGUGGCUGUAGCUCUGCCUCCCUCUUCUGCUGGCUUGGUGUCAUCUGCAAACUCAGGGAAGAUUAAUUUGGUCACAUUAUCCAGCUGGCAUAAAAAUACUGAGCAGUGCCGGACCCCAAGAAGUUCUCUCCGUGACCAGCUCACCUGGUUCAGCUUUGAGCUACAAACCACUGUACCAGAAAUGGAGGAAAGCCUCUGAGGUCUUCCAUGGUGUGUGAGAUCACUGAUGGAUGUCUGGUUCUCACCUUUCACUGGUGUUUGUUAGGUGUUCAGACAUUUUGAAGUUAGUUUUGGAGGAUUGGAGAUUUUCUGACCAAGCAAUUGAGGUGACUGGUUGGCCUGUGUGCAAAACCAUGGAACUUUAUCGGUUCUUCAUGUUAAUGUGAAUGGGUUAUUGGCUGUGAAAUCUGAAUUUUCUUUAUUUCUGUAGUAAUGGGAGUUUUUAAACAUCAUUUGCACUGUGCACUGAUAAACUGCUUCCAUUCCCAUAUGUGACUGGCUAAAUCUCUUCACCUUUUCUGUCUGACUGCAAAUACUUCUAGGAAUAAAAUAGAAGCUGUCUAUGUAAAAUACAUUAGGAAAGAUUUGCUGCAUUUUUUUUCUUCUUCUAAUGUAGCCUAGCAGCUGGAA